AGUUGAUAAAACGCAGGUAAAAUUUCGUCGCACAUGGUGGAUAAGAGUGUCAAGAUGAAAGCCGCGAAAACUAAGUCCGAGCCCAAGGGAAAAGAUGAAUUAAAGUCAUCACCAAAUAAAAAGCCAGCAAUAGCAAAAGGCAAGGUAAACAAAAAGAAGGCGCAGUUGAAGAAACCCGUAGUUAAGGCAGGUGCCGAAGCUAUCAAAGAAACUACACCAAAACAAUUGACGGUGGCCGACCUGGCCAAAAUAGAGAAAAAGAAGGCCAAGAAACAGGCACAGAAAUUGAAAAAACAAAAUCAGAAAUUAACAGAAGCAAAACAAGAUGAGGCCCCCGCGGUGAAAUCGAAGAUAGUGGAGGAGAAGGAGGAGGAUGCAGUUGCCGAGGGUUCAGAAAAGAACAGCAAGGGCAAACAAAAGUCCAAGACUGGCAAGAAGGGAAAUAACAAGGAUCCAGCUGCCGGCAAAAGGGAAAGAGAUCCAGACGCAGAAGCUGCCACAGUUUUUGUAGGCAAUUUACCUAUAAAUACAAAACGCGUGCAAUUGAUCCGAUUAUUCGAGCCAUACGGCACAGUUAAUUCCAUACGUCUGCGCACAGCGGGAGGCAAGUUAUUGUUUAAACACAAGCAACGCAAAUCUGCCGGAUCCCUUAAUGCAUAUGUAGUUCUCCAAAGUCCUGAGGUGGCCCAGAAAGCUUUGACCCUCAAUGGCACGGAAUUCAAAGAGAAUCAUUUACGUGUUACCCUGGCAACCCAAACUGGAGCCGGAGACGGAGAUAAAGCGUCCAGCGACGCAGAUGCCAAGCGUUGUGUUUUUGUGGGAAAUUUGAAAUACUCGGCCACUGAAAAGAAGUUACAUGAUGUCUUCUCGAGUUGUGGAGAAAUUGACAAUAUACGCUGCUUACAAGAUGGAACCAAAGGCUGUUCGGGCGUGGCAUAUGUUAACUUUAAGAAUGCUGAUGCAGUGGGUCUAGCUCUAGAGCUGAAUCAAACUCUAAUCGACGAUAGACCCAUCAAUGUGGAGCGUUAUUCAGUUAAGAAAUUGGGAGCCAAACAGCAAAGGGAUGCAGCUGCCGCAUCAGCACCUCCAGUCAAGAAAUCCAAAGCCAAACAAAACGCACUUGGUGCCACGAAGCGCCUGGAUAAAAAACAGACCCAAGAGAAUGGCAAACAAACUGGUGGUAAAAAGAAGUCCGAAUAUCGUGGAGUGAAAGUCGAAGGCAGUGGUGGCAUUAAAAAGACCAAGGCCAAACCGAAGAAGAAAAGCAACAGUCAUUUGCAGGCACUGGCUAAAAAGAUUGCCCCUAAGCCUAAGACAUAAUUGAUGUAGCAAUAACUAGUCUCACCACCGAAAGGAAAUUCGAUUCCAAACCCCAAAAAAUAUGUACAAUUUGAAUUUUAGAGAACUGCUUUGAUCGAUCCAUUUAUCAUUUGAUUAUCCUUAUAAGACUAUUUACUGAAGCAAUACAAAUAAAACGUCCUAACUGUUA
Messenger RNA from Drosophila willistoni, 1489 nucleotides. RefSeq names its product RNA-binding protein 34. NCBI's taxonomy places the organism in Eukaryota, Metazoa, Arthropoda, Insecta, Diptera, Drosophilidae. Gene Ontology annotation, molecular function: RNA binding. The record is from RefSeq and is a predicted model, not a curated record. The coding region runs from base 34 to 1320 and encodes 428 amino acids. The transcript has 3 exons.